Molecule: messenger RNA, 1438 nt
Organism: Nematostella vectensis (starlet sea anemone)
Lineage: Eukaryota; Metazoa; Cnidaria; Anthozoa; Actiniaria; Edwardsiidae
Product: vegetative cell wall protein gp1
Exons: 4
Coding region: 160-948 (262 amino acids)
Source: RefSeq, a predicted model, not a curated record
CUAUUACUAAAGAUUAUAGCAGUACGAAAAUAUGUGAACUGCUUGACGAAUUGACGGCGAUGUUUAAUAAAUAAACAGGUAGUGGACACGAGCAGGUCAGGAUCUCACGAGUGCAAGAAGUUUUGCUACCGGGAAUCUACCGAUAAAAGCUAUCCUGACAUGAAGCUUUCUCUUGUGGUGUGUUGUCUUGCCUUCCUGGCAACGGCAUGGGCUAAUGGAGUUCCUUCUUUUGUUCAGCAGCUAAGAGAAAGAAGAAGUCCAUGUGGUGGAGGCUGCGCGCCAAGCUGCGCCCCGAGCUGCUCCGACUCAUGCUGCAGUCAGUCCAUGGCACCUCCUCCCAUGAUGCCUCCACCACCCAUGCCAAUGUUCCCACCCCCCAUGCCGAUGCCUACUGACCAGUGCGCCCCUCAGUGCAACGAAUGGGUGACCAUGAUUGGACCUAACGGCAUCUCCAACACUCCCUGUCCCCAGCAGUGCCAGGAGACCGCUUGCUGCGGCCAACAGAUGGCUCCCCCUCCACCCCCUGCCCUUCCCCCACCACCUAAGCCAAUGCCACCACCGCCAUGCCCUCCCGGAUGCCCCAGCGCCUGCUACCCCGCCUGCAGCUCUAAGUGCUGCAACCCUCCUCCACCCCUCCCUCCCCCACAACCCCCCAUGAUGCCCCCUAUGAUGCCGCCAAUGAUGCCCCAACAACAGCAGUGCCAGCCUUUCUGUGCACCCCAGUGCUGCCCAGACAUGGGCAUGGCACCCCAGCCUCCCGUCUUCUUGCCCCCCAUGCCUCCACCCAUGCCCAUGAUGAUGCCACCUCAACCCAUGCCUAUGCCCAUGCCCAUGCCCAUGCCCAUGCCCAUGCCCAUGCCCAUGGCCCCACCCCCUGGCACCUGCCCCGCCCCCUGCGCCCCGUCAUGUGCGCCGUCCUGUAAAUCAGAGUGCUGUGACAGGAAGUGAACUCUCUUCGACCGGAUAUGACGUACAAGAAUCAACACCAGAAAUGGAUAGCAAGAACAUGCCAGAAAUAUGUUGGAGAAGUUGUGACUUUAGAGUUAAAAGAACAGAUAUUGGUAUCGGGACGGUGAUGAAAGCUUUCGCGACCUUUUCUUAUUACGCAAAGAAAUCCUGUAAAUACCAUUUUGAAAGCGUUUUAUAGGAGUUCAUUCAAUUUGUUUAAUCAGUUGUGGCCCGAUUCCAAGUCAUCUAUUGUAAAUAAUUGUUAUUGACGCAAGAGACAAAAAAAAGCUCUCUCUUGACUCUACAAGCAUGUUUUAAACUCAAAGCAAUCAUACUCGAAACAAUAUUUGCUUGUUGAUAUGAGCAAAUAGCAUUUUGUUAAGUUUAGGAUUCGCAUAUUAGGGAGAUGGGAUGUAGUUAUUUUAGUUCAUAUGUAAAUGUGCGUGUCUAUGUAAGUUUUAUUACAAUAAAAAGGACAUCGAGAGGAAAA